Messenger RNA from Octodon degus (degu), 1231 nucleotides. It is a transcript of the gene Ino80b, whose product is annotated as INO80 complex subunit B. The transcript is spliced from 5 exons. Bases 36 to 1157 code for a protein of 373 amino acids. Gene Ontology annotation, cellular component: Ino80 complex. Lineage: Eukaryota; Metazoa; Chordata; Mammalia; Rodentia; Octodontidae. The record is from RefSeq and is a predicted model, not a curated record. Gene Ontology annotation, biological process: chromatin remodeling.
UGCUGGAGUUAAUUCUUCCGCGGGGCGGAAACGGCAUGUCUGCCUGUGCAACGAGCAUUUCCAGCCCCCUUUCCUUGGAGGACCCCAUGAGUAAACUGUGGCGGCGCGGGAGCACGUCUGGGAUUAUGGAGACCCCUGAGCCGGGGGAAGCUCUGGAGUUGAGCCUGGCCGGUGCCCACGGGCACGGUAUGCACAAGAAAAAGCACAAGAAGCACAAGAAGAAGCACAAGAAGAAACACCAUCAAGAAGAGGACUCCGGGCUAACACAGCCUUCUCCUGCCAAGCCCCAGCUCAAACUCAAAAUCAAGCUAGGUGGGCAGGUCUUGGGCACCAAGAGUGUCCCUACCUUCACUGUUAUACCUGAGGGGCCUCGCUCUCCCUCUCCCCUAAUGGUUGUGGAUAACGAAGAGGAACCUAUGGAGGGAGUGCCCCUGGAGCAGUACCGUGCCUGGCUGGAUGAAGACAGUAACCUUUCCCCAUCCCCACUUCAGGACCUAUCUGGGGGGAUAGGGGACCAGGAGGAAGAGGAGGAACAGAGGUGGCUAGAUGCACUGGAGAAAGGGGAGCUAGAUGACAAUGGAGACCUCAAGAAGGAGAUCAAUGAGCGACUGCUCACUGCUCGACAGAGAGCUCUGCUCCAGAAGGCCCGGAGUCAGCCUUCCCCGAUGUUGCCGCUCCCAGUCCCUGCGGGCUGCCCGGCCCCUGCCCUCACCGAGGAAAUGCUGCUCAAGCGCGAGGAGCGGGCGCGGAAGCGGAGGCUGCAGGCGGCGCGGCGCGCAGAAGAGCACAAGAACCAGACUAUCGAGCGCCUCACCAAGACUGCUGCGCCAAGCGGGCGGGGAGGCCGGGGAGCUGCGCGGGGCGAGCGGCGGGGAGGGCGGGCCGCAGCACCCACCCCCAUGGUGCGCUACUGCAGCGGGGCCCAAGGUUGCACUCUUUCCUUCCCGCCCGGCGUCCCCGCCCCCGCGGCAGUGUCUCAGCGGACAGCCCUGGCAGGUCCUCCCCCGCGGUGCUCUGUCCCCGGAUGCCCACACCCGCGCCGCUAUGCCUGCUCCCGCACGGGUCAGGCACUCUGCAGCCUUCAGUGCUACCGCAUCAACCUGCAGAUGCAGCUGGGGGGACCCGGGGGCCCUGGAUCCCCCCUUUUGGCAACUUAAGGACCUUACUAAAACCCAGACUCUGUGCUCCAUGUCUAUAGUGUCGUCCCUUUCGUAUUAAAUUUCAUCCAGUA